CACGGUGACGGGGGGGCGCCCUAGCUGUCGUCGCACCUCUAUGGUUUCUCCCUAGAGCUUUGCUGUUGGAGGUAGCUGUGGUCUUGUGGGUUGGCCGGCCCCGAGCGGCAGCGACAUGGAGGAAUUCGACUCCGAAGACUUCUCCACCUCGGAGGAGGACGAGGACUACGUGCCGUCGGGUGGAGAGUAUAGUGAAGAUGAUGUAAAUGAAUUAGUGAAGGAAGAUGAAGUGGAUGGUGAAGAGCAGACACAGAAAACCAAAGGGAAAAAAAGAAAGGCUCAGAGCAUUCCAGCCAGGAAGAGGAAACAAGGUGGCCUGUCAGUAGAAGAGGAAGAGGAGGAUGUCAAGUCGGAAUCUGAAGGAAUUAGCAGCGAGGAGGAAGAUGAAUCUGCAGAGCAGGAAAAAGGCAAUGGGUCAGAGGAUGCAAGGAAAAAGAAGGAGGAUGAACUCUGGGCCAGCUUCCUCAAUGACGUGGGACCAAAAUCAAAAGUGCCCCUGAGUACACAAGUUAAGAGAGGAGAGGAGACUGAAGAGACAAGUUCAAGUAAAUUGUUGGUCAAAGCAGAAGAGCUAGAGAAACCUAAAGAAACAGAAAAAAUUAAAAUCACCAAGGUGUUUGAUUUUGCUGGUGAAGAAGUGAGAGUGACUAAGGAAGUGGAUGCUACAUCUAAAGAAGCCAAAUCCUUCUUCAAGCAAAAUGAGAAAGAAAGACCACAGGCUAAUGUCCCUUCAGCUCUGCCGUCACUCCCUGCUGGGUCAGGGUUAAAAAGAUCAAGUGGCAUGAGCAGCCUUUUGGGGAAAAUUGGAGCCAAGAAGCAGAAAAUGAGCACCCUAGAGAAGUCCAAAUUGGACUGGGAGAGCUUCAAGGAAGAAGAGGGUAUUGGUGAAGAACUCGCCAUCCAUAAUCGAGGGAAGGAGGGGUACAUUGAACGGAAAGCAUUUCUAGACCGAGUGGAUCACAGACAGUUUGAAAUUGAACGAGAUCUCAGGCUGAGCAAAAUGAAACCUUGACAUUAUGGGGAAUGUCAAUAGCAGCUUAAUCCUGUUUACAUUGUGACCUUUUUGUGCAUCUGUGAAGUAUUUUCAGUGUUUCUCACCAACUGUUUCCCAGCAAGGUCUCUUUUCCUACAACGAAGUUCUGUGUAUCUUGAUUUCACAUGGUUUCAUUCAUUUUACUUUUAAAAGUUUGUCCUUAAAUAAAUAAGUAAAAUAAAAGUUGGUCCUAUGAGAGGCUGGUGGAGAUGAUGGGUUCCCAAACCUUCCCUUUAUUCUGCUGCAGAGUCCUGCCCAGGCCAGGCCGACAUGUUCCUGGCCUGUCCAGGCUGGCAAAGGUCCUGUCAUCCUUGGCCCGGAUACCUAAGGAAGGAGACUGACUAGCAUGUGUGGAAUGCCAGGUCCCUGGGCAGUUUGUUCUCAGUUCUGCUCGGGCUUCUCUCCUGACCUCUUCUGUCUCCUGGAGGGGAUUCCUGCUGAUACUAUGUAAGGCUGAAAAUAAGGACAUAUUAUUACUGAUUAGGGAUUUUUUUCUCUUCAGCAUUUUUCCUCUUCCCGAAGAAAAGUCAACUUCAGAUGUGUUCUCACCUCAAUAAUUCUUUAAUUUUUGGUCUGUCAAAGAAUAUUCUAAAGGACUCUUUCUUUUUUACAUUCCUUGAGAAAAUUUAAAUUCCAGACUUCCUGAUUAGAGUCAGAUGUUCCCUACGGAGAAACAAGCAAGAGAGUAACGAACAAACCUUUGGUGAAGAGAGAAGUGGGGGUAGAGACCAUUUAUGUUAAUAAAGCAUUGAGCCCCACAACCUGCUCCUGAGGUAUGUGUGGGGAUGGGGGCGCU
Molecule: messenger RNA, 1829 nt
Organism: Cynocephalus volans (Philippine flying lemur)
Lineage: Eukaryota; Metazoa; Chordata; Mammalia; Dermoptera; Cynocephalidae
Gene: CFDP1
Product: craniofacial development protein 1
Exons: 7
Coding region: 116-1012 (298 amino acids)
Cellular component (GO): Swr1 complex
Source: RefSeq, a predicted model, not a curated record